AUGAACACGCAAAGUGACACCGACGUGCCUGCCGUUUCUGUUGUCGACUUGAAGCUUCCCCCAUUUUGGCCCACAGACCCCGAGGUAUGGUUUAUACAAGUUGAGGCUCAAUUCUCCGCCCGACGCAUCACAGCCGACCUCUCGCGCUACCACCACGUCAUAAGCUGCUUGCCCCCAGGAACCGCCAGCGAGGUCCGCGAUCUGCUGCUCGCCCCACCUGCGGAGAAUGCUUACAAGACUCUAAAGGACACACUCAUUCGGCGCCUCACCCCAUCGGAACCCGAACGGAUGCGGCAACUUCUGAGCGACACAGUCCUUGGCGACCGCACACCGACCCAGUUGCUGCGGCACAUGCAGAGACUUGUGGGAAGUGGUACAAGCCUCGACGGUACAAUUUUGCGCGAGAUAUUUCUUCAGCACCUCCCCAACAAUGUUCUCGUGGCUCUUGCUACGGUGGACGAAAAGGACCUCGGCAAGAUGGCUGCCAUCGCUGACACAAUCAUGGCGGCGGCACCCCCGUCCCUGGCGACCGUGCAACUGGAGAACACCUCCGCCUCCUCCCCCAACCACUUGCUCGAGCUCCGCGAAGAAAUCGCGCGCCUCACCGACACAGUGGCGGCCUUGCAGGCAAGCACCUCGCGCCCUUCGAAGGAACAUAUUUGA
This is a messenger RNA of Rhipicephalus sanguineus (brown dog tick), 663 nucleotides long. RefSeq lists its product as uncharacterized. The coding region runs from base 1 to 663 and encodes 220 amino acids. The record is from RefSeq and is a predicted model, not a curated record. The transcript has a single exon. Lineage: Eukaryota; Metazoa; Arthropoda; Arachnida; Ixodida; Ixodidae.